This is a messenger RNA of Bombyx mori (domestic silkworm), 2092 nucleotides long. Its product is annotated as L-threonine ammonia-lyase. Gene Ontology annotation, molecular function: L-serine ammonia-lyase activity; threonine deaminase activity. The transcript is spliced from 10 exons. Lineage: Eukaryota; Metazoa; Arthropoda; Insecta; Lepidoptera; Bombycidae. Gene Ontology annotation, biological process: L-serine catabolic process; L-threonine catabolic process. The record is from RefSeq and is a predicted model, not a curated record. Bases 106 to 1422 code for a protein of 438 amino acids.
GUAAACGUCAUUGUAAUGUUACAUUAGAUUUUUAUUACGAAAAAAAAUUUCAUGUUUUAACAAAAUCCUACAGAUUGAUUUCCUCACCCUUUGACCAGUAUCGUUAUGUCUCGCCGGCACGAAGAUUUUGAUGAAUUCUGUGACCCGGAGAAUCCUAGACCAAUCAAAUAUGAUGAAGUAAAAGAUGCAUUGGAACGUUUAAGUCCGUUUAUUACAAAAACCCCAUGUAUGCCAUCUCAUCACCAACGUGAAUUUACUAUGAAAUUAUAUUACAAGAUUGAGUCAAUGCAGAUAACGGGAAGUUUUAAAGAGAGGGGUUCACUAAACGUUUUGCAACUGUUACCAUUAGAUAAAAAGAAGAUCGGCGUCGUGAUAGCUUCAAUAGGCAAUGACGCCAUUGGUAUAUGUCACUACGGCGCCAAGCUCGGCAUUCCAGUGAUUGUCGUGGUGCCUGUGACAAUUCCCAUAUGUAAACUGCAAAACUGUUACAGUCUCGGCGCAAAAGUUAUCCUAGAAGGAAGCAACUUGACGGAAUCUCAAAGAUUUGCGAGAUCGUUGGCGAAAGAUAAAGGACUUACGUAUAUUAACGCACGCGACCAUCCUCACAUCCUUAUGGGUUACGGUACAUUAGCACUGGAAAUUUUGGAACAAAUUCCGCUUGUUGAAGCAGUUAUUGUUCCAGUCGGCAGCGGUGGUCUGAUCGCGGCAGUUGCCGCCGUUAUCAAACAUAUUAAACCAAAUUGCCUAGUUUAUGGAGUGCAAUCAGAAAACAUACCGGCUUUCUUUAAAUCUUUGGAAAUGGACAAGCCGAUACAAGUGCCAAUGCAAGAUAAUAUGGCAGAUGCAAUAUCUGUGCCAAAUGUCGGUGUCAAUGCAUUCCAUACUGCAAAAACUCUGGUAGACAAAAUGCUAUUGGUAAACCAGGACUGGAUAGCUCGAUCAAUUCUGCAUUUAAUUGAGAAAGAAAGAUUUGUAAUAGAAGGAGCAGGAGCUUGUCCGCUCGCUGCGAUUCUUGGGAAUCUCGUUCCUGAGCUCAAAACAAAGUAUGUGGUCGCCAUUCUCAGCGGGGGCAAUAUUGAUUACACUUCUCUGAUACGGUCCUUACAAAGAGGACUAUCUGUAAUUGGAAGGCUAGUCAGAUUUAGCGUUGGCGUUAAAGAUGAUCCAAAAGCUUACAGUCAAUUGCUAUCGCUAAUAGCCAACGGAGGGUAUAACGUGGUUCAUCAGUUCCAAGAUCGAAUUUGGGUGGAAGGCAGCGACUAUACCAUCGAGAUCAAAUUAGUUUGUGAAACUAGAAAUCUAGAACAUGCCUUAGAACUGAAAAGGAUAAUAGAGAGGGCGUAUCCUUACUCCUCCGAGUUCGAGACUGAACCUUUUAAUGACAAAAGAAUGUGCCCGUGCUACGGUCGAGUCGCUACGUAAAGCUGAGAUUCUAAACAAAUUUUAUUAUUUUCAAUAACUAUCUUUUUCUUUUAACAAUUACUCAUAUUUUUAUUAUCGCAUUGUUUUCAUUUCGGAUGUAAUAAAUUCAAUAUUCAUCUGAUAACAACAAAGGUUAACGGUAAUUUUGAUAUUUUAGUUUCAUUUGUGUAAAUUAUACAUUAUGUAACGAUUAGCCUUAACAAAUACAUUAAACUUGGACAUAAUUUAUGUAUAUCACGUUUCUCCAUGGGACUAUUUUAAUGAAGUAAAAUUAAAUGUAAUCUGCAUAAAGAAAACAUUUUUAUUAAUUUUUUUAAACAUUACAACAACGCUUUUAUCCAAAUUACAUUUUAACUCUUUAAUAAAUAUUAUCACACCACUGUAUAAUACAAAAAAAAAAUGUUUUAAUUAUAAUUUUUAUCCAUAAAACUGGCCAUUUUGAUAUCCCUUUUGCUCAAUCCAUUUACGUCAUGUGAAGAAAGUGUCACCUAAAACAAGACAUGCAUUACAGGCAUUUUAAUAACACAACAAAUGUACAUACAUAGUAUUUACAUCACUUGUAGAGCACGUUGCUUUUUUUUCUUGCUUUGAUUGGUGAAUGAGCUCACAGCCCAACUGGUGUUUACUGGUGGUUACUCCAGUAACCCAAGUGGUUACUGGAGCCCAUAAA